Messenger RNA from Caenorhabditis briggsae, 723 nucleotides. The transcript is spliced from 5 exons. Lineage: Eukaryota; Metazoa; Nematoda; Chromadorea; Rhabditida; Rhabditidae. Bases 1 to 723 code for a protein of 240 amino acids. The record is from RefSeq and is a predicted model, not a curated record. Gene Ontology annotation, molecular function: protein binding.
AUGGACGACAACAUCAACGACUUUGAGGCGCAAUCGACUGCGGAGGAUGGUGUUAAUUUAGGAUUUACGAAAGAACUGAUUGAUGAGAUCCGCGAUAAGAAGGAAACGAAUCCUGGAAUGUUUGUAUCGGCAUGGCAGGAUGAUAAUGAAGGUCUAGAAGAAAAAGAUAUGGAGAACCCCAUUGAAAAAUGGCUAACGGCGGCAGAAGAAGGCGAUUUAGAUUUGAUGAAAUCGUUGAUAGAGGAGGAUGGAACCCGUCUGAACUGGAAAGAUAGCGAUGGCUACACUGCUCUCCAUCGAGCAUCUUACAACAACAAUAUCGACGUUGUUAAACAUCUACUUUCCUGUGGAGCCAACAAAGAAGCUCGCACGAACGAGGGAUGGACUCCGUUACUCUCAGCUAGCAACUGGGCCAAUUUCGGUAUUGUCGGAAGUCUUUUGAGUAAUGGAGCUGAUGUGAAUGCCCUUUCCAAUGGUAAUUUGACUGCUCUUCAUCUCGCUGUGAACAGCACUAGCGAAGACCCAGAAGACGUGUAUAUGACUGUAAAAUACUUACUUCAGGCUCCUGGUAAAACAUUAGUAAUUUAUUUCUUUUUUAGAAAAAACUUUCCAGGAAUUGAUGCUGGAGUUAUAGCUGGGAACGGAGACACACCAUUAAUGAUGGCUCGGAGAACUUCUGAACGUCUUUACAAUGCGAUUCGCGAAUUCAUGGAACGGCCUUGA